AUGUCCCUCGUCGCGAGCGACGUCAAGGCCCCGACGCCGACGUCCGAUUCCCUCGACGCGUCGCUCGAUCGUCGACGCGCGGUUGCGUCGCCGUCCCGCGCGACGCCCGCGCGUCCGCUCUCCAGCGCAGAUUACUUCGCCCGACUCCGCACCUUCGCCGAUUGCGCGUCGUGGACGUUCGGAAAGAAUGAAACGCUCCUCGGCGCCGUCGCGUGCGCGAGCCGCGGGUGGAAAGUCGUGCGAGGCGAGCGGGACGCGUUGACCUGCGAGACGUGCGGCGCGGCGCUGUGUUACCCGAAAGCGGACGGCUACGACGCCUUGGAUGACCGAGGUAAGCGGGCGUUGGACGAAGAGAUGGCUGGGAUGCUGAUCACGGGUCACGAUGAGAACUGUGCGUGGGGAGAGACGGCGUGCGGACGCGCGGCGCGGGCGUUUCCGCUGGCGGCGGACGACGGAACGACGCGGAGCGAUUUCGCGUCGCGCGUCGACGGCAUCGCGAGAGGCAAGUCGCGAGUUCCGAUGUGCGUGGACGUUUUGAGCGUGGAUUGCGCUCGAGGGCGGGUCGCGGGUAUGAGUGAUGACGUCGCGGAUCGAGCGCGGGCGUUGGUGGCGGAUGCGCGCGCGCACGCGGAGGACGCGGAGACGAGCGCAGCGGGAGACGAUCGAAAUGCAGAUGAUUCGACUCCGCUCGAACGGAGAACGGUGGUGGAUCACGCGACUUUGAUGGCGUUGUUCGGGUGGUCCCCGGUGAGCGUCGACGACGACGCGAGUCGGCGAUGUUACGCGUGCGCGCUGUGCGGCGCGAUGUCUCCAGAGUGGAUCUUUACCUCGAUCAGCGCGACGCGAAAGGAGCGGAUGAGUGCGUCCUCGAAGAAGCAGUCUGCGAAGAGACCGAAGACGACCCUCGCCGCGCUUCGCGGCGCGGCGGGCGGUUCGUACGGAUUGGGAUCAACGACUUCGUCGACGAAGACGCCGUUUGCGCCAGAGUUGCGAAACGAGAAGUCGCACAGCGCCAAGGCGAAUUGGAUCGCCGCAACCGCGGCGGCAAGCGUGGAAUCGAAGCUCUUUAUGUCUAUCGCGGGCGGUGGUGAGCGGGGUGACGCGGUGCCGAACGCCGCGCCGUUCGGCGCUACGACGUCAUCGACACCGCUAUUCGGUUCGCCUCGGCCCGUCACCACGCACGACGAUGCGCACGACGGGUCGAAAUUCGCCUCGGUCGUCGUCGCGGCGAUGACGAAAAAACUCGCCGAGCGCACGAAGAAGCGACGGCGCGUCGCCUCACUCGAUCCGGACGCCAAGCUCGAACCUCCGCCGGGAUCGACGCUCUUCGACGUCGUCAACGAACACGCCUCGUACUGCCCCUGGAUCGCGUGCGAGCGCGGUUUACCGGGUUGGAGACAAACCCUCGACGUUCUCAUUCCUCCGAAACUGAGCGAGCGAUCUCAAGACGAGCGCGCGAGGAACUUUCGCGUCGUCGAUUACGUCAAGGCGCGCGAGAUGGUUCGUAGGUACUGCGGCGCCGGUCCCUGA
Messenger RNA from Ostreococcus tauri, 1530 nucleotides. Its product is annotated as Zinc finger, C3HC-like. The transcript has a single exon. Gene Ontology annotation, molecular function: zinc ion binding. Bases 1 to 1530 code for a protein of 509 amino acids. The record is from RefSeq and is a predicted model, not a curated record. Lineage: Eukaryota; Viridiplantae; Chlorophyta; Mamiellophyceae; Mamiellales; Bathycoccaceae. Gene Ontology annotation, cellular component: nucleus.